UUUCAGUGAAAGUAUGUGUGGAUAGACGUGGAAAUCUUCUCGGUGUCUAGUGAGCUGUAGGUGCUGCAGGCUGUCAGCGGGCGUCAUCGUUUUUUUGUUUUUUUUUCUGUUGUUGUGACGGCGCAAACCGGUGAAGCGACCUGUGAGUCAGCAGCUGAUCGGGGGUUAAUUUGACCUAACAGACCUAUAUAUCAAAACAUAUAAACAAACGAGCUCUGGUAGAAACAUUUGCACCAGACAACUGCUUGUUUUUUUAUUUUAUUAUUUAACGGAGCCAUUCGGUUUUCAGAGGAAGCAAUGGCAGUCCCGGUAGCUGCCACAUUACAGCUGAGCACAUCAGCAAGCCCGCCGGGUCUGCUGGAGCACAACAUUCACAUCAGAGACAGAGAUUUGGGAGGCAUUUCAAGUAAUAAAGAAAUCGACACGCUGCCUUUGCAUUCUCCGUGGACUUUCUGGCUUGAUAGAUCUCUACCAGGGACAACAGCAGCUGAAUGUGAGUCAAACCUGAAGAAAAUCUACACAGUGGAGACCGUCCAGAACUUCUGGAGAGUUUACAACAACAUACCUGGCGUCUCCAGCUUGCCACUGAGAUGUAGCUAUCAUCUGAUGAGAGGUGAAAGAAAGCCCCUCUGGGAAGAAGAAAGCAACGCUAAAGGUGGUGUUUGGAAAAUGAAAGUGCCAAAAGAGUGCACCUCUGUUGUGUGGAAGGAGUUGCUAUUGGCUACGAUUGGAGAACAGUUCAGUGAUUUUUGUGCCUCAGAUGAUGAAGUGGUUGGCGUCAGCGUCAGUGUACGAGACAGAGAAGAUGUCUUUCAGGUCUGGAAUGGAAAUGCUUUGUGUGCCAAUGAGUCAAAAAUCUUAGGAAGAAUCAAUGAGCUCUUGCCACAAAUACCCUUCAAAGCAGUGUUUUACAAACCACACGAGGAGCACCAUGCUUUUGAAGGAGGACGUUCAAGACAUUAGCACAUUUUGCACAUCAGACCCUUGAGAUAUUAAUUUUGUUGUUGUUGUUGUUGUUGUUGCUUAUGUUUUAGACCAUAAUAUUUGGGCAAAUUUUGAAGCAUUUGGGUUGAAGCUCAUAGUUCUCAAUGUUAUCAUCUUAAUUACCUCAAAAUGUAGCCCAUGUAUUAUGACUUGCAAAUUGAUGGAAUUCCCCAUCUCCUGAGCACUACUGUCACUCAAAAAUAUCCAAAAUACUUUUUUUUUGUUUUAGCCGAAAGCAAAAACCAUCACCAGUUUCAUUUUAUUAUCUAUGGCAGUGUUUGUAUGUUUUUAUACUGCAACAUUUUGCAAAAACCGUAACCAAAAACCAGUAGAUCAUGUACAGUCAAAUGUUUUUAGAUGUAUUAUAGCAUAUUUUGUGCAGUUUCCUGAGCACAAACAAAGCUAGGUCUUUAAGUUAAAUCUCUUUUUUUUUAAUCUUGAGAGGCCUAGGUCCACAAAUCAAACCUUUAACAAUACAUGACAACGCUUUUCUAGUCAGUUCUUUAUUCUCUGUUUUGUAUGUCAUAGCCAAAAUACAGUUGCCUAUCCUGGAGAAUGUUAGUAUGCUGUAACGCUAGUAUUUGAGCAGAAAAUUGCACAUUCUUUUUUUAUUUACUUCUUUAGGAUAUAAAUGGAUUGUGAAAAGAAAAUGUUACAUGUUACAAUAAAAUGACCUCAGUACAUAAAACAUUAGUGAGUAGAUACUGAGAAAUAUAUGCAAUCAUUUCCAUUAUGUUGAAUUUUGCAGCAAAUUUGCAGUCUUGUGGUUGUAAUUCUGUUGAAGCUUCUGCCCUAAAUCGAGCACUUUGUUUCUUACAUCUAAGACAUCAGACAGUCCCUCCAGGGUUACACAGAAAUUGUGACCACUGAGACCAAAUAGCCUUUGGUUUUGUGUCACCUUUUCUGAUGAAGUCUAACGCUGUUUUUAUUUUUAUUUGUUUUGUAAGGGGGCUUUCUCUGUCAGCUUUUAAUAGAAACAUCUGAGACGUGUGAAUGGCAAAGUUGAAAUGACGUGUUUUUUUUUUUAUACGAUCAUAAAACCUGUGUUAGAAUUCAAACUUGUGAAACCUUCACCUUUGUAUAGCAGAUAAUAUUGGCCCCAGAAUAAAUGAGCAAACACAUGACACAGAAAUCUGUCACACUGGUACAAAAAAAGAAAGUUGUUGAUCUAAAUCUCACAUUAUUUUAAGGCUGCGGUAUGGCAGUUAUAGUGUAAUAUUACAAAUCAGUGGUGUUGAUGAAGU
This is a messenger RNA of Scomber japonicus (chub mackerel), 2228 nucleotides long. Its product is annotated as eukaryotic translation initiation factor 4E type 3-like. Bases 298 to 963 code for a protein of 221 amino acids. The record is from RefSeq and is a predicted model, not a curated record. Gene Ontology annotation, cellular component: eukaryotic translation initiation factor 4F complex. Gene Ontology annotation, biological process: translational initiation. The transcript is spliced from 7 exons. NCBI's taxonomy places the organism in Eukaryota, Metazoa, Chordata, Actinopteri, Scombriformes, Scombridae. Gene Ontology annotation, molecular function: RNA 7-methylguanosine cap binding; translation initiation factor activity.